This is a messenger RNA of Dama dama (fallow deer), 918 nucleotides long. Its product is annotated as olfactory receptor 4A47-like. Lineage: Eukaryota; Metazoa; Chordata; Mammalia; Artiodactyla; Cervidae. Gene Ontology annotation, molecular function: olfactory receptor activity; G protein-coupled receptor activity. The transcript has a single exon. Gene Ontology annotation, cellular component: membrane. The record is from RefSeq and is a predicted model, not a curated record. Gene Ontology annotation, biological process: G protein-coupled receptor signaling pathway. The coding region runs from base 1 to 918 and encodes 305 amino acids.
AUGGAACAAAGGAACAAUGUAACUGAGUUUGUCCUCUUGGGGCUCACUCAGAGCCCCCAGGGUCAGAAGAUAUUAUUUGUCAUCUUCUUGCUCAUCUACAUCGUGACCAUGGUGGGCAAUUUCCUCAUUGUCCUGACUGUGGUGUCCAGCCCAACGCUUGACAUCCCUAUGUACUUCUUUCUUGGCAACUUAUCAUUUAUGGAUGCUGUUUAUUCUACUACAGUCACCCCAAAUAUGAUUAUAGACUUAUUCUGCGCGAAAAAAAUCAUUUCAUUCCAAGCAUGCAUGAUCCAACUUUUUACAGAGCACUUAUUUGGUGGUGCUGAGAUUUUACUACUGGUGGUCAUGGCCUAUGAUCGCUACGUGGCCAUCUGCAAACCUUUGCAUUAUAUGACAUUAAUGAAUCAACGGGUAUGUGUUCUGUUACUGCUGUUAGCCUGGACUGGUGGGUUUUUACAUGCUAUCGUUCAUAUUCUCUUUGUUUACAAUCUCCCCUUCUGUGGUCCCAAUGUCAUUGACCACUUCGGAUGUGACAUGUACCCCUUGUUAAAACUGGCCUGCACUGACAUCCGUGUUAUUGGCUUCACGGUGCUGGCUAAUGAUGGGGCCAUCUGCGUGGUCCUCUUCACACUCUUACUCAUCUCCUAUGGGGUCAUCCUGCGCUCCCUGAAGGAUCUCAGUCAGGAAGGGAGGCGCAAAGCCUUGUCCACCUGUGGCUCUCACAUCACUGUGGUGGUCCUCUUCUUCGUGCCCUGUAUUUUUCUGUAUGUGAGACCUCCUUCCACUUUACCCGUUGACAAAUCCUUGGCAGUGUUUUAUACCAUCGUCACCCCUAUGUUGAACCCUCUGAUCUAUACGCUGAGAAAUGGAGAGAUGCAAAAUGCCAUGAAAAAGCUCUGGAACAGAAGACGAAAAUGA